Messenger RNA from Elaeis guineensis (African oil palm), 1200 nucleotides. RefSeq lists its product as uncharacterized. Lineage: Eukaryota; Viridiplantae; Streptophyta; Magnoliopsida; Arecales; Arecaceae. The record is from RefSeq and is a predicted model, not a curated record. Gene Ontology annotation, cellular component: U2-type spliceosomal complex; post-mRNA release spliceosomal complex.
CCAUCGCUGCCUCUUUUUACCGAACCGACCUUUCCUUUUUCGGCUGCUUGAGACCGCCGAGCCCUAGCGCAAAAUUCCCUCUCUCUCGCGACAUCGGAAGAAGAAAAAGGUAGAAGAUUCCACCCUUCCAACGAAUCCUUUUUAGCGUUCUCUUUUUGCAACUUCAGAUCGACUUCAAAGAAAAGCUAUGACCACGGAAGAGGAUUCGAUCGAUCAAGCGAGCAGCGCCCGCCGCGAGAGGCUCAAGGCUCUUAGAGCGGCCAAAGAGUAUCUGAGCACGCCGGACGACGGGCCCGUUCAGGAUGAGAACAAAGAAGAAGGUCCGGUCGAUGUUCAUGGUGACAGGAAAGUCGUGGCUGUUGAAGAAGACCCAAUAGAGCAAGCUGCUGCUGCACGCCGUGAGAGGAUUAAGGCUCUUAGGACAGCAAAAGAGCUUUUAGACAUGCCUGAUGAAGGUCCAGUGCACAACCAUAGCAAUGCAGAAGACUCUGAGGAAAAUGAAGAAGACAACAUUCCGAAUAUGAAGUUCAGAAACUACCUUCCUCAUGACAAACAGCUUCAAGAAGGCAAGGUGGCACCAGCUGUCUUACCCAAGUUUGAAGACCCUGUCGCUGCUGUGCCCUCAGCACCUGAGAAAAUUGAGGACCCUUUUGUAAAUAUUGCUCCAAAGAAGCCUAACUGGGAUCUCCGUAGAGAUGUGCAGAAGAAGCUAGACAAACUUGAAAGGCGCACGCAGAAAGCAAUAUACCAGCUCAUGCAAGAACAAGAAAAAGAGAAAGAGGCCCUGGAGGCAGAAAAUGGCGAGGCCGAAGACUAGUGGUGGGGCGUGGAAUUGAUUGGGGACUCGAGUAAUUGUCUCUAGAAUUCUGAAGUUUCAGAGGGAAAAUGGUGGGUAAAAGAGGGCACUUGCAGUGAGUGAUAUAUCAUGGAAACUUCUGUACUGGUUGACGGGGCUUGAAGAACAACAAUGUGGGGUUAAUUAGCAUGAGAUGCAGAUUCAGUGUAGUGCCUGUUGCAUGACAAAUGAAAGGACAGCACGCCGUUUUGUGCACCACGACGCUGAAACUUCCUGGUGUCCUUGGGCUUGUUAGUAUGACCAUACAUGGCAUCUUUACAUGGAUGGUGUCUCUAUUUAUGAAUAUGGGAUGGACAAGUUUGCAGAUGGGAAUGGAAGUGGAUUUCAUCCAUGUACGAGUAAAA